This is a messenger RNA of Halichondria panicea, 5943 nucleotides long. RefSeq lists its product as uncharacterized. The transcript is spliced from 3 exons. Gene Ontology annotation, molecular function: protein binding. Gene Ontology annotation, biological process: signal transduction. The record is from RefSeq and is a predicted model, not a curated record. Gene Ontology annotation, cellular component: nucleus; cytoplasm. Bases 212 to 5539 code for a protein of 1775 amino acids. NCBI's taxonomy places the organism in Eukaryota, Metazoa, Porifera, Demospongiae, Suberitida, Halichondriidae.
AUGUGUGGCUGAUAAUGAUAAUAAUAAUGAAAUCAUGAAUAAUAGCAGCACUUAUAUGGCAUAAUUUGUACACAACUACAGAAUUCGCGCAGUAAGGCUACAUCCCCUCAUCUGCUCCUUUAACUUUUAUGACACAUUUGAGGGGAAAGCAUAAUUAAUCAGGGCCUACAACUGAACACACAUUGCAGAUACACCUAAUGCAUAGUCACAAAUGGCUGAUGACUGCCAGUCAUGUGAUACUGCCCUGCACACUGCUGCAAGCAGUGGGAACUUAGAUGAGGUCAGAGAGCUGUUGAAAACAAAGCAAUAUGAAGUGGACCUAAAAAACUCGCACAACCAAACAUCUCUUCAUCUUGCAUGUGCUAAUGGUCAUAUUGAUAUGGUUUGGACACUAGCCAAUGACUUUGGUGCUGAUAUAGGAGCUUUGGAUAAUGGCGGUAAUACACCAUUGUUCUUUGCUGCUAAGAACAAACAUGUACAAAUAAUUGUCAUGCUGAUCCUAUUUUCAAUGUGUGGUCGACUCUUCAAUGGAAUAGCACUACCAUGUUCCUUUAGCCGUAGUAGAGUUGAUGAUCAUCAUGUUAAAAUGUUUGAGGAUGUCCUCUUUGAGUACUACAAUAAUUUUGAAGCUGAGGAGAAAACUAUGCAUCUGAUAAGCAAAUUCUUUGUUGAUUAUAUUCAAUUCAAAGAUUAUAAGGAAGAAGGCUUUUUUACACUGCUUGUAGCUGCAUCACUUGGUUUUAAAGACUUGAUUAAUCGGUUAGUUACAGAGAAGAAAGCAGACCUUAAUAUGGAGGGUUUCUGUGGUUUGUCUGUUCUCCACUGUGCCUGUUUUGGAGGACACGUACUGCUCGUGGAGAGUCUUAUUUCAGAAUAUAGUAUGGACCUCUCUGUGAGAGAUAAAGAAGGACGCUCAGUUUUGCAUUAUGCCGUAUCAAAAGAGGUUCCCCAUUCAUCCAAUGGUAGUCACAUAGAACUACUUGAUAAACUGGUGAUGCAAUAUGGCCUCAAUUCCACAGACAGAGAUAAUAAUGGAGACACACCUCUACAUAUUGCAGCCAUGUUCGGACAUGUUGAAGCAGUGAGAAACCUGAUCAGUAAGCACCGUGCUGAUAUUGAUUGCACUGAUAAUCAGAACACUACUCCAUUGAUGCUAGCUGUGCUGAAUGGUCAUAUGUCUGUUUUGGAUGCGUUAGUUAAAGAAUUCAACGGCAGUUGUCAUGUACGAGGUUACAAUAGCCUCACUCUCCUUCACUAUGCCUGCUACGGUGGCCAUAUAGAGCUGAUAGACAAACUGGUGAUGGAAUAUGGCCUCGAUCUCGCAGAUAGAGAUGAUCAUGGAGACACACCUCUACAUAUUGCAGCUUUGUUCGGACAUGUUGAGGCAGUGAGACACUUAAUCAGUAAGCACAGUGCUGAUAUUGAUAGCACUAAUGAUCAGAAUAAUACUCCAUUGAUGGAAGCUGUGCUGAACGGUCGUGUGUCUGUUUUGGAUGCGCUAGUCAAAGAAUUCAAGAGCAGUUGUCAUGUACGAGGUUACAAUAGCCGCACUCUCCUUCACUAUGCAUGCGAGGGUGGCCAUAUAGAACUGAUAGACAAACUGGUGAUGGAAUAUGGCCUCGAUCCCACAGAUAGAGAUAAUGAUGGAGACACACCUCUACAUAUUGCAGCCAUGUUCGAACAUGUUGAAGCAGUGAGACACUUGAUCAGUAAGCACAGUGCUGAUAUUGAUUGCACUAAUAAUCGGAACUCUACUCCAUUGAUGAAAGCUGUGCUGAAAGGUCAUGUGUCUGUUUUGGAUGGGUUAGUCAUAGAAUUCAACAGCAGUUGUCAUGUACGAGGUUACAAUAGCCGCACUUUCCUUCACUAUGCAUGCGAGGGUGGCCAUAUAGAACUAAUAGACAAACUGGUGAUGGAAUAUGGCCUCAAUCCAACAGACAGAGAUAAUGAUGGAGACACACCUCUACAUAUUGCAGCCGCUACAGGACAUGUUGAAACAGUUAGACACUUGAUCAGUAAGCACAGUGUUGAUAUUGAUUGCACUAAUAGAUGGAACUCUACUCCAUUGAUGAAAGCUGUGAUGAAUGGUCAUGAACCUGUUUUGGAUGUGUUAGUCAAAGAAUUCAAAAGCAGUUGUUUUGUCCGAGGAUACAAUAGCCGCACUCUCCUUCACUAUGCAUACCAGGGUGGCCAUGUAGAGCUGAUAGACAAACUGGUGAUGGAAUAUGGCCUCGAUCCCACAGGUAGAGAUAAUGAUGGAAACACACCUCUACACAUUGCAGCCAAAUUCGGACAUGUUGAAGCAGUGAGACACUUGAUCAGUAAGCACAGUGCUGAUAUUGAUUGUACUAAUAAUCGGAACUCUACUCCAUUGAUACUAGCUAUGCUGAAUGGUUGUGUGUCUGUGUUGGAUGCAUUAGUCAAAGAAUUCAACAGCAGUUGUCAUGUACGAGGUUACAAUAGCCGCACUCUCCUUCACUAUGCAUGCCAGGGUGGCCAUGUAGAGCUGAUAGACAAACUGGUGAUGGAAUAUGGCCUCGAUUUUGGAGAUAGAGAUGAUGAUGGAAACACACCUCUACAUAUUGCAGCCAUGAAAGGACAUGUUGAAACUGUGAGACACUUGAUUACUCAGCACAAAGUUGAAACCAAUGUCAUUAACAAUGUUAACUCUACUCCACUGUGUUUAGCUGCUGAAUGGGGUCAUGAGAUCGUGAUACAUGCCUUAAUUAAAUUGAAUUGCAACCCACAUGCCAGAGGCUACAACGGUCAAACUCUUCUUCAUUAUGCUUGCCAGAAUGGUCAUAUAGAAACUUUAAACAAUUUAAUAUCAGAAUAUAAGGUUGAUCCAAAAAUUAGAGACAACGAUGGGAACACACCUCUUCAUAUUUUGUGUCGUACUCCGCAUACUGAAGAAGAGAAGCUAAUAAAAAUCCUUUGCGAGUACCAGUACUGGACAGUGUUUCAAGUUAAUAAUAAUGGCAACACCCCUCUUCACACAGCAACUCUCUUUGAACAAGCUCAUUGUGCACGCUUACUAUUGCAGAAAUACAAUGCUCCACUAUUUGUGCGAAAUAAAGAUGGGAAGACCGCCCUCGAUUUAGCUAAAGCUCAGAGGAGCCAAAAAAUUAUUACAAUUUUUGAAACUCAUAAUUUUGAGAUCCAGUCAAUCUACCAGCAACUAGAUAAACUUGCAAAACAAGAGUUUGGUGGUGAAAAGAACCUCACAAGAUUAUUUGUUGUUGGUAAUCCAGGUGCAGGGAAAUCCACGCUUGUUGAGACUAUAAAAAAGGAAAGUUUGAUCAGUUACUUCAGCACAUCAACUGUUGCCCCUCACACUGCAGGCAUUGUUCCAAGUACUUAUGACAGUAGUGCUUACGGAAGAAUGAUACUCUACGAUUUUGCUGGUGAUUCCGAGUACUAUUCCUCACAUGCUGCAAUAAUGGAGUCAAUCAACACAUCGAAAGGAAGUAAUAUCUAUUUGAUAGUUUGUGAUUUGAGUAAAGGUGAAGAAGCUGCUGGCACUAAAUACAGCUACUGGCUUUCAUUUCUAUCAUACAAUAUUAAGCAAUUCUCAAACACAGUUAUUUUACCAGUGGGAAGCCAUGCUGAUGUCGUUAAAAAAACAUCAGUUGAACAAUCAUUAUGUGUGCUGGACAGCAUAUCACAAAAGUUCUGUAGUAGCUCCAAGAUUGAUGAUCUACACGUAGAUCAAAGUGUUGCUCUUGAUUGUCGUAGACGAGGAGCUGUAGUGAAUGAAAUAAAGGAGCUUACCAAGAGAUUCUCCAAAGUAGUAUCCCCCAUCGGACUUUCCCCAGAGACAAGCACUGUCUUGGGAUUGUUGAAGAAAGACUUUGAACAUGUUCCAGCUUGCAAAGUGAGCCUCCUUAUAUCUCACAUUGAAGAGACUGGAAUUCCGUUACUACUAAAUUCAUCAUCACUAUACCCUCUCAUAAGAGAGUUACAUGAUUUGGGUCUGCUAAUGGUGAUAGAGAGAGAAGGGGACUCCAUUGAGAACCACAUAAUCAUUCUCAAGAUAUCAACAUUCACAUCGGAUGUACACAAUAAACUGUUUUCGAAGUCUGCUAAAGCGGACCUUACCAAGCACAUCGAUCAACUCAAGCUCAGCGUAGGCAUUAUUCCAGAAUCACUACUUGAGAAAGUACUGCCAGAGUACAUCACAAAAGAAAGUCUACUUAAGCUGCAGUACUGUCAAGAAAUUGAGAAUUUGAAUGUGGAAGAGGACCACACUCUUUCUCAAGAAACUCCUGGAACAGUACCAACAGAUAGUGCCACUAAAGAGAAAUCUCAUCUAUUUUUCCCUGCUCUGUGUGAUCUCAAGCUCGAAGAAAUUCAAUGGCCACAAUCUGAAGAGGAUAAAAUUACUUUGGGAUGGUAUGCUGAAUGUGAUGGUAACAGAUUUGAUUUCUUCCCAUCACGAUUUCUUCACGUGCUUAUCGUUCACCUCUCUCACAACUUUGCACUAAAACAAAGUCUGCCCACAAGUUACAGACUCUCCACUACAGCUUCCGAUUUUUUGAUUACGGAGGUAAAUGCUGCUAAUCCUCGCUGUCGUGUCUGGUCGACUGGUCUGCAUUGGCUUAUGAAGAAUGGAGUGGAGGUAUUUGUCGAUAUGCCUAAAGACGCUGAUAGUAAAGAGCUGAUCGUACUAGCAAGGAGUGACGUUAAAAAUCAAGUCGAAUGUUCCAACACUCUGCAACUAGUUAUUCAGAAAGUAGUCAAAGCAAAGGUUGAAUUCUGUGCUGGAAUAGUGCCUACUGUUUCUCUCCUUGACCCGAGCAACCUCAAAGAUGAACCUUUUCCAAAUGCUAGAAAUGCAGUUAAAUACCCUCUUAGAGAUAUUGAAGAAGCAUUAGCAGAGGGCACUGAGCGAGUCAUGGAUAAAGAAGGAAGAUGCUUUUCCACUCCAAUCAAAGACUGGAUUAGCCCAACAAGAUGGUCCAUAUCUUACUGGAAUUGGUUGUUUCCGAUGGAUACCUUCUUGGUUCACUCCGCUUUGCAAGGAGUAAAUAGUGCUCAAUGGAAACUGCUGGGAAUAAAUCUUUCGAUCUCCUGGAACAAAUUAGAUGCCAUUGAAAACGAAACAUCCUUCCCUGGUGACAUUGCUAAGAAAGAGGAAGUAAUUCGACUGUGGAUGUCUCAAGAACCCACCUGGAACAUGUUGGUAGAAGCUCUCAGUCAACCUACAAUUGGAUUGUCCCAGAAAGCAAGUCAAAUCUCACAAGAGCAUAAUGUGUCUCUACAAGAAAAAAUUCUUGAAAGCAAUUCAUCCGUCUGCCCCAGCGAGGACUUUCUCCAAUCGUUUGCUGCCAUCAUUGAUUCUCGAUGGCGGUGUCUUGCUUCUCCCCUCUCCCUUACUUCUGAAGACAUUGUGAGCAUUAAGGUAGAGACAAGAGGAGCAGAGCCAACCAGACAAGCACUCGUCAUGCUGCAGAAGUGGGCAGCCAGGGAGACGGCAACUUAUGGUCAGUUAAGAGAGAAGCUCCGUACUCUCCGUACACUCUCAGUGUUUCAUAUCUGAGUAUCAUGCAUCAUCACAGCACAAAUUUAUAUCUAUAGCUACAUUCAAUUGCACCUACUAGCUCUUUAAUGAACCAUGUUUGUGUCACUGAACUUUCAGAAGUCAUGCCUUGCCACUUAGCAACAAUACUAUAAUUAUACUACUCUACUUUAAAUUGUCAUUUCAUGCACCACCUUUCAUCCUUCAAGAUUAGCACCUUUCUGUUAACCGUUAUACGUACUGGUAUUUUAACGUUGUCAAUAGUUAUUAUUCGAUGUACAACUUCGAUCAAUUUUACACUCAGUCUAGUUCUAGCUUUAUAUUUUUUUAGCUAAUUAUGUUGUGCAAUGUCAUGAAUGUUAUAGCAAUUGUGGAAAUUCCUGUACAUGUACAUUUUAUUUUUUAUAUACUUCUGCAUAAUGCAA